GUCAGCGAGACCGAGGAGGCCAUGUGCAAGCGGCUGACCUCCCUAGAGGAGCGCCUCGCCGCGGAGCCCGCCGGCACCGACGAGAGGGCGGAGGCCCUGGAACGACUGGUGAGCGAGACGGACGCGGCCAUGGGGCAGCGGCUGCGGGCGCUGGAGCGGCAGAUCGGGGAGGCCGACGUGGACGGGCUGCUGAGCCGCUCGGAGGCGCUGGAGCGGCUGCUGCAGGAAACCGACGCGACGCUGGGGGAGCGGCUGCGGGUGCUGGAGCAGCAGAAGCAGGAGACCGACGCGACGCUUGGGGAGCGGCUGCGGCUGUUGGAGCAGCAGCAGGAGGCCGGCGCGACGCUGGGGGAGCGGCUGCGGGUGCUGGAGCAGCAGAAGCAGGAGACCGACGCGACGCUGGGGGAGCGGCUGCGGGUGCUGGAGCAACAGAAGCAGGAGACUGACGCGACGCUGGGGGAACGGCUGCGGGUGCUGGAGCAGCAGAAGCAGGAGACCGACGCGAUGCUUGGGGAGCGGCUGCGGAUGCUGGAGCAGCAGAAGCAGGAGACCGACGCGACGCUUGGGGAGCGGCUGCGGGUGCUGGAGCAGCAGAAGCAGGUGGCCCUGGCGGCGCCCCCCGGCGUGCUCGACACCUCGCUCCCCGUGGCGCCCUUCCCGUCGCUGCCCGUGCACGGCGACGCGGCGCCAGCGCCGCCGCUGCCCGAGUCUGCGCGAACCGACGUCGAGGAGCCUGGCCGCGCGGGCCUGAGGGCGGCCGCGGUGAGCCCGGAGGGCACCCCGGUCCAGCUCGCCCAGCUCUCCGAGGAGGUCGGUCAGCUCGCCCAGCUCAUCGAGGACACCAUGGGCCAGCUCGCCCAGCUGGCCGACGAGGUCGGGCGCCUGCGGCGGCGCGCGGAGGCCCUCCCCGACGGGGCGCCGGCCCAGCUGGCAGAGCUCUCCGCGGAGGUCGGGCGCCUGCGCCAGCGCCUCGAGGCCGGCGAGGCGGCGCCCGACCAGGUCUCCGAGCUCUCCGAGGAGGUUGGCCGCCUGCGCGAGCGCCUGGAGGCGCUGAGCUCGCAGCCGCCCGCCGCGGCGCCCGUCGAGGGGGAGUCCCUCGACAAGCGCCUCAAGAAGCAGGAGGCGCGAAUCAGCGAGAUCGCCACUCUGCUGAUGGUGCAGCAGGACAGGUUCGAAGAGCUCGAGGGGAAGGUCGAGUGCUGCCUUCCAGAGGCCGUCUCCAUCGGCGUCCUGGAGCAGCGCGUGGCCACGCUCGAGACCUUCCGCGCCGAGAAGCAGGGGGAGGACGACACGCUGGCGCCGCUGCAGCGGCGGGUCCAGAGUCUCGAGCUGGUUGCGCAGGCGCAGGAGUCCGUGGUGCCGGCGCUCCCGUCGCCACUCGGCUCUACGCAUACCGAGCUGGGCGCCGGCGGCCCCCCAGAGGCUGCGGAGCGCCUGGAGAGGGAGGCGCGGGACAGGCAGGAGGCGCUGGCGGACCUCACGGCCAGCACCAAGGCCGCGCUCUCCGAGGCUGCGGAGCGCCUGGAGAGGGAGGUGCGGGACAGACAGGAGGCUCUGGCGGACCUCGCGGCCAGCACCAGGGCCGCGCUCUCCGAGGUGAGGACCGAGCUUGGCACCGUGAUCCAG
Molecule: messenger RNA, 1626 nt
Organism: Prorocentrum cordatum
Lineage: Eukaryota; Dinophyceae; Prorocentrales; Prorocentraceae
Source: the annotation of a GenBank genome assembly